AUGAUCGAUGUAGAAGGGUGGACCUUGACUUUGGAGAGGGAAGCUGUUUUGAAGACAUUCGGAGACCAAUCUUGGUUCAAAACAAUCCUUGGAGUUCCUGGCGACUUCGUCACCCCGCCCCAAACACGCAGCCCCGAGGAGUCCUGUGCUCACGUCCUCGAAGGCCGACACCGCGGGCUGGUGCAGGUGGUGCAGGCGGAGUUCCAGCGCUCCAAAGCGGCCAGCGGCUCGGAUGAUGGCAUCUAUUGUAUUUGGGAUCUCUCAAGGAUGGUUUGUACAUAUUUGGUGGAGGGCUCCUCUCAGAUGUCAGUCUGGUCCAUGGAUAGCUCCUUCGACCUCUCCUUUGCAGCGCUGAGUGGCUCCUUCGAUGGCCAAUUGCACCUUUGGGACGUCCGGGAGGACGUUCCAACCAAGAGCCGCCGAGGACUCUCAGUGUGCGCGUUGGCCGCAGACUUCCGCGCGCGCCGCGCUGUCAGCGGCACUUACGACGGCCACCUGGACGGCUUAGGGAUGGGAGGCUCAGAACCUGUCAGCCGGAGGCCACAAAUCCAAGUAAUCAGUGAUCUCUCAGGUCAGCAGCAGGAAUCCAUCAUGCAGCGGCUGGGUAAGGUGGGCAAUAUCUACUGCUUGGGCCGGAAACUUGGGAGCGGCUCCUUCGGGGAAAUCUACUAUGCCGUGGAUUCACAGACUGGAAAGGAAUUGGCUGUGAAAUUGGAACGCGUCGAUAGCAAGCACCCCAUGCUUCUGUAUGAGGCCAAGCUGUUGAAGCAUUUGGAGGGUGCACCGGGCUUCGCAUCCGUCUAUUUUUCAGAUUCACAAGGUGAUUUUAACAUCAUGGUGAUGGAUCUCCUUGGCCCCUCCUUGGAGGAUUUGUUCAACAUCUGCCGGCGGAGGCAAGGUCCGGUCGAGCAUGAGAGGCGCCGUUUCACAACCACCGACGGUCGGAAGACGAAGCGGCUGAGCAGGAUCGAGUAUUUGCACUCGAAAGACUUCAUUCACCGCGACAUCAAGCCCGAUAACUUCCUCAUCGGCGGCAGCAAGAAGUCCCACAUCUUGUACCUGAUUGACUUUGGCCUGGCCAAGAAGUAUAGGGACUCGAAGUGCAAUCACAUUCCGUACAAGGACAACAAGAGCAUGACAGGCACUGCCCGAUAUGCGUCAGUCAAUGCCCACCGCGGUAUUGAGCAGAGCCGUCGGGAUGAUAUUGAAGCCAUUGGUUACGUGCUCAUUUACUUCAGCCGUGGGCAGCUGCCCUGGCAGGGCUUCCAGGCAGCCACCAAGGAGGAGAAGUAUCAUAAGAUCAUGGAGUGCAAGCAGUCCACCUCUGUGGAGACCUUAUGCAAAGGUUGCCCAUCCAUCUUCAUCCCGUACAUGAACUACGCCAAAGCCUUGAGGUUCGAAGAUCGGCCUGACUACGCCUACUUGCGGCGGCUCUUCAAGGAGCUCUUUUCCAAAGAAGGCUACGAGAACGAUGGCAUCUUUGACUGGUCGCAGCCCACGAUGACCGAGUCCGUGUCCACGGAGCAUUUCCAGAAACAGGUCAUUGAAGCAAAAGAAGAUCACCAUCGAGUGAGGGAAGUCGGUAGUAAGCGUGAGCACCGGCAUUCGGACGAUCAGGCGGGUGUGGAGAUGGGAUCCCCCGUGCGGUGGCAAGGAAGUGCCAAAGAGACGCGCUCCAGGCACGCAGACUCCAUGCGCAGCACGGCCGCGGCGGCGGCCACGGAUCAGCGAUUCCGAAGCGAGAAGAUCUCAGAGGCGAGAAGAUCCGGGCUGGUCAGGGUUGCGACUCGUGUUUGGUCAGGCACAAGGAAAUGCUUUGUGUUUUUGUAA
This is a messenger RNA of Durusdinium trenchii, 1830 nucleotides long. Lineage: Eukaryota; Dinophyceae; Suessiales; Symbiodiniaceae. The record is from the annotation of a GenBank genome assembly.